Messenger RNA from Magallana angulata, 726 nucleotides. RefSeq names its product nucleolar protein 16-like. NCBI's taxonomy places the organism in Eukaryota, Metazoa, Mollusca, Bivalvia, Ostreida, Ostreidae. Gene Ontology annotation, biological process: ribosomal large subunit biogenesis. The record is from RefSeq and is a predicted model, not a curated record. The coding region runs from base 53 to 583 and encodes 176 amino acids. The transcript has 5 exons. Gene Ontology annotation, cellular component: nucleolus.
CAUUCGGAAGUUUUCUUUAGCUGUUCUUUAUUUUGGUAUCGCACGUUUUGGAAUGGGUCGGGUAAGGAAAAAGAGAAAAGGGGCUAAAUACAAUUAUGACAAAAAUCGCAGGAAGGAGUGGAAGAAGGCGAAGAAGUUGCCUACUAUUGGAUGCACGCAGAUAAAAGAAGCAUGGGAUCCGAAAAAAUCUGUGAAAAAAAAUUUGGAGGAAAUGGGGAUUUCUGCUGACCCAAACCAAACCUUCAAGAUUCCAAAAACAAAGGACAUAUUCAUCUCGGAAGACAGUAAAACUGAUGAAGAGGAGAAAACUAGAAAAAGACAACCAAAAGAGCAUGUUAUUGAAGAUCUCGAGAUGGAAGCUAGUAUUCCUCAAGAGAAAACCCUGAAGCUGUCAUCAGAGGAAGUCAAGUACUGUAUCUACAUGCUGGAAAAAUACGGAGAAGAUUACAAGGCCAUGGCAAGAGAUAAAAGAAAUCAUUUCCAGGACACUCCAAAACAGAUAAAAAAGAAAAUAAAGACUUUUAUGAAUAUUCCUGAACAAUACAAUGCGUAUAUAGCCAGCAAAACCUCCAUAUUGUGUUAAGUAUGGAUCGGGCAAAAAUGUGAUUCAUUUUGUAAAAAACAUAUUGUCAUUCAUUUAAUUUUUUUGUUAAUAAUGCAAACAUUUCUUUGUCUUUGUUAUUUUCAGCAGAGAUAAAAAAAGUAAAUAAAACUAAUUUAAACAAA